Messenger RNA from Callorhinchus milii (elephant shark), 2051 nucleotides. It is a transcript of the gene ears2, whose product is annotated as glutamyl-tRNA synthetase 2, mitochondrial. Lineage: Eukaryota; Metazoa; Chordata; Chondrichthyes; Chimaeriformes; Callorhinchidae. Gene Ontology annotation, molecular function: zinc ion binding; tRNA binding; glutamate-tRNA ligase activity. Gene Ontology annotation, biological process: glutamyl-tRNA aminoacylation. The record is from RefSeq and is marked provisional.
GAUUGACAGCUCAGUGCGCGGCUCUGGUCCGAACUCGAGGCCCAGGCUCCGGCUCCCGGACUAGGCCCUGCGAUGAUGAGCUGCUCGGUGAGCCGCGGUUGCUGGGCCCCUGCUCUGAGGGCUGCAGUGAGGUGGAGGCCGGGGCUCGGGGCGGGCCUGUACUGCACAGAGAGCGGCCCCAGGGUUAGGUUCGCCCCCAGCCCCACAGGUUUCUUGCACUUGGGCGGGCUCCGCAGUGCUCUGUAUAAUUACAUAUUUGCAAAGAAAUACGGGGGCCGCUUUGUGAUGAGGAUAGAGGAUACUGACCAGAGCCGCCUGGUUCCCGGAGCGGAGACCAGUCUCGAGGACCUCCUGGAGUGGGCAGGGAUCCCCCCUGAUGAGAGCCCCCGGCGUGGGGGGCCGCUGGGACCAUAUCGGCAGUCGGAGCGACUGGAGCUGUACCGGCUGGCGGCGGAUACUCUGAUUGAGAGGGGCGCCGCGUACCACUGCUUCUGCAGCCCCCAGCGACUGCAACUGUUGAAGAAGGAGGCGCUGAGAAGCGGAGAGACACCCAGGUAUGACAACCGCUGCCGGCACCUAACGCCGGGAAGAGUGGAGGAGAAACUAGCCCAGGGACAGCCGCACGUGAUCCGGUUCCGGCUGGACCAGGGGGCGACGAGCUUUGAGGAUCUAGUGUACGGCGGGACCUGUCACGAGGUGGGCAGUGUGGAGGGGGACCCGGUGGUGCUAAAGGCAGAUGGCUUCCCCACCUACCACCUGGCCAACGUGGUGGAUGACCACCACAUGAGGAUCAGCCAUGUGCUGCGGGGGACAGAGUGGCUGGUGUCCACCUCCAAACACCUGUUGCUGUACCGCGCCCUGGGCUGGCGGCCGCCCACCUUUGCACACUUACCGCUGCUCCUGAACCCCGACGGGAGCAAGCUCUCCAAGCGCCGCGGCGAUGUCUUCGUCCAGCACUUUGUGGAGAGAGGCUACCUACCUGAGGCCCUACUGGACAUCGUCACUCACUGCGGCUCCGGGUUCACAGAGGCUCGGAUGGGACGGACUUUGCCGGAGCUGAUUUCGGAGUUCGAUAUCACCAGGAUCACCACACACUCGGCACUUCUGGACCUCGACAAGCUGCCGGAUUUCAACAGGAUUCACCUGCUGCACCGUAUCCAGGAUGCAAGCUGGCGGCAGGCAUUGGUGGGGGAGUUGGCGGCUCUGGUUGGGAAGGUUUAUGGUCAGCACCACCCCAGCCUGGAGCACGUGGAGCGUGUACUGUUGCUCAGGAAGGGUCACGUGACGCGGCUGCAUGAGCUGGUGUCUCCCUCCUACGCCUACCUGUGGGUGCGGCCCCAGGUCCCACACCAGCAGCUGGACCGACUGUCACCUGAGAGUGAGAAGAUCUGUCGCCUUGUAAUGGACCUAGUCCGGGGCCAACAACACAGCACUGUCAGCACUCAGGAGCUGGGCUGUGAGCUGAGGGGGUUACACACACAGGUCAAAGACACCAAGUACAGCGUCAUGAUGACACUCCUCCGCCUGGCGCUGAGCGGCCAGCAGCAAGGCCCCAGCGUGGCUGAGAUGAUAAUGUCGUUGGGAUUUGAGGAGGUGUGUGAGCGGUUGGAGCGAGCUGUGGCCCACUGACCACAGAGGGGGGUUCUAUAUGGGACCUGUGGUCAAUGAAAGAGAACCACCCCCUCCGUAUCUGUGCUCCGCUGUGACAGUGGUGGAGGUCUCAGCCCCAUCUCGAGGAAGAAGGGGAAAAAAUCAGCUUCAUUAGGACGCAGUUGGAAAGUGCACACUGCAGAUGUCGGGUAUAAACAGGUUGGAUUUGAUACAACCUCCCUGAAACACACACUCACUCGUAUUCACACGCUCACUCUCUCUCACAGGCACACGCACACGUACACGCACAUGCUGCUUUCACAAGUAUACUACUUGGGUUGCCAGAAAUUCAAAUACUUUUGUAGUCCCAAAGUCAACUCAAUACUAGCCCAAAAGUAGCCCAAUAUCAUGCACUGUUUAAGAAAAGGUCUUCAAAGGAAAAACUUUUGCAGGUUUCAAUU